This is a messenger RNA of Paramisgurnus dabryanus, 2415 nucleotides long. It is a transcript of the gene gnb5a, whose product is annotated as guanine nucleotide binding protein (G protein), beta 5a. Gene Ontology annotation, biological process: signal transduction. The record is from RefSeq and is a predicted model, not a curated record. Lineage: Eukaryota; Metazoa; Chordata; Actinopteri; Cypriniformes; Cobitidae. Gene Ontology annotation, molecular function: protein binding.
AAACCUAGACUGUAUUUACACAGCAUUGUUUUUCCAGUCAGGGAUUUCAAGCAGUCCAUGUGGACGUAUAAAUAUUGAUCAUCAUGAGGAUAUAACGCACAUCCUAAGAUGAAUCCUCCGGGGGCUUCAAGCGGAUGCUGAAGAGAGAGCAUCCUUCGUGACGUCACGACCGCCGCAUCCGUCUCCAGACUCGCGUCCGUUUCCCAUCUCUCUCCUCCAUCAGUGAAAACCCUCGUCGCCCCCACGGAUCGUGCGUUUUCCCGUGAAAAUGGCCGCGCAGGAGGUGACCGCGCAGCCGGGCGAAACUCUGGCGACGCUAAAGACAGAAUCUGAUUCUCUGAAGAGCAAACUCGAGGAGGAAAGAGCCAAACUGCACGACGUCGAGCUACAUCAAGUGGCGGAGAAAUUGGAUGCUUUGGGUCAGUUUGUCAUGAAGACGAGGCGAACCCUAAAAGGCCACGGGAAUAAAGUGCUGUGUAUGGACUGGUGUAAAGACAAGAGGAGGAUCGUCAGCUCAUCUCAGGACGGAAAGGUGAUUGUAUGGGAUGCAUUUACGACUAAUAAGGAACAUGCAGUGACGAUGCCAUGUACAUGGGUCAUGGCCUGCGCUUACGCCCCGUCUGGUUGUGCGGUUGCUUGCGGUGGUUUGGACAACAAGUGCUCCGUGUAUCCGCUAUCCCUGGACAAGAACGAGAACCUCGCAGCCAAAAAGAAAUCUGUGGCCAUGCACACCAACUAUCUGUCUGCGUGCUGUUUUACUAACUCUGAUAUGCAGAUUUUGACCUCUAGUGGUGAUGGCACGUGUGCAUUGUGGGAUGUUGAAAGCGGUCAGAUGCUCCAGAGCUUUCAUGGACAUGCGGCUGAUGUGCUGUGUCUGGACCUCGCCCCAUCUGAGACAGGAAACACAUUUGUUUCAGGGGGCUGUGACAAGAAGGCGUGCGUGUGGGACAUGCGUACAGGACAAUGUGUCCAGUCUUUCGAGAGCCAUGAAUCAGACAUCAACAGCGUACGGUACUAUCCAAGCGGAGACGCUUUUGCUUCAGGCUCAGAUGACGCUACUUGUCGCUUGUACGACCUGAGAGCAGACAGAGAGGUGGCCAUUUAUUCCAAAGAGAGCAUCAUAUUUGGAGCAUCAAGUGUGGACUUCUCACUCAGUGGGAGGCUUUUGUUUGGUGGAUACAAUGACUACACCAUCAACGUAUGGGACGUUUUAAAGGGAACUCGAGUGUCCAUCUUGUUUGGACAUGAGAACAGGGUCAGCACUCUCCGUGUAUCUCCAGACGGUACCGCCUUCUGCUCAGGAUCAUGGGAUCAUACAUUACGGGUCUGGGCCUAAAUGAGAAACAUCCGACUGGCUGUGUUUCAUGUGUUUAUCAUCAAAUGUUUUAGGUUUUGUCAACGUCUCUGGAAUACAAAAUAUCCACAGACUGUAAUAAAGUGUUGAUUGCGGUAGUAUACAGUAUGUGGUACAGAUGGACUGUAGUGCACAUAUACACACACAAACCUUCACAUCUAGUAAGCACAAUCACCCAGUUUAUCCAUUGCUUGCUAUUAUGGGAUGGUCUUGGAUCUGAUGUUGAUUUGCGCUACGUUUGAAAUAACUUACUUCCUAUUAUAUACAGUAGUAGGCAAAAAUCAAUAUGCAAGGUGAGUAGUAUUUCCAAAUUCGGAUAAUAAACAAAUGUAGAAGGUUCGGAUGACCUACUGCUUUUAGAUUUUAAGUGUGCAUUCAUUGGACACUUUACUAUCCCAUCUAUGAUCCGGGUGACUCUUUAAGUAAUUUAGCUACCAAGAAAUGUAUUCCUCGUACUUAACACAUACACAAAUUAUGGUUGUGGUUGUUGUGAUUACACGUCGUAGGUCAAAGGACAUAUGGGACACAUGACAAUAAAAAUGCAGUACUAUAUGUUCAAAGUGUAUUCAUACUGCAACGUACUGUUUUAAUAAUAAAGCAGUAGGUACUUUAUCUUAUUUAGUACGUACUCUCACAUGAUUUCGGACGCAGCUUUGGUCUCUGUUUCUGUGGCAGCAUUAUUGCUCCAUAGUGAUGUACUAGUAAAUAUGAACAAACACAUUUUAUCUAAUAUAAUAGGUUAUUUUGAACAUUAAUCUUACUGCCAUUUUUUUUUUUUGUGGAAUGGAUGUUCAGAAUUAUUUACAAUAUUAUUAUUAUUAUUAUUAUUAUUAAAUGAAGUUGUAUAGCUGAUAUCAUAUGUUAUAUGCAAACUAAAGUAAGCCAAUUUAGUUAUGCACUCUUGGUCAUAAUAUUCUGACUGUCUUUCAGUUGUUACAGCACUAUUAUUGUGCUUAAUUACUGUAGCAAAGUGUAUAUAACAUUAUGUUAUAUGUUGUCUUAUCAAAACAAAUAUCUAUACAGUACACUAAAAUUUAAUAAAUGGAUUUUAAAACAUUGAA